Messenger RNA from Osmerus eperlanus (European smelt), 2695 nucleotides. It is a transcript of the gene naa60, whose product is annotated as N-acetyltransferase 15 (GCN5-related, putative). The record is from RefSeq and is a predicted model, not a curated record. Gene Ontology annotation, molecular function: histone acetyltransferase activity; protein-N-terminal amino-acid acetyltransferase activity. Gene Ontology annotation, biological process: N-terminal peptidyl-methionine acetylation. Gene Ontology annotation, cellular component: Golgi membrane. The coding region runs from base 1 to 495 and encodes 164 amino acids. NCBI's taxonomy places the organism in Eukaryota, Metazoa, Chordata, Actinopteri, Osmeriformes, Osmeridae. The transcript has 5 exons.
AUGCAAGAUGGAGACAUCCUGGCCUCCAGUUUCCCUGUAGACACUCAGGUCGCCUACAUUCUCAGCCUGGGAGUGGUCAAGGAAUUCAGAAAACAUGGGAUAGGCUCCCUACUGCUGGACAGUUUGAAGGAGCACAUUUCCACCAUGGCUCAGGAUCACUGUAAGGCCAUCUACUUACAUGUGCUGACCACCAACAACACUGCCAUCCAUUUCUAUGAAAACAGGGACUUUCGGCAACACCACUACCUACCCUACUACUACUCCAUACGCGGCGUGCUCAAAGAUGGAUUCACAUAUGUGCUCUAUAUAAAUGGAGGACAUCCGCCCUGGACUAUAUUUGACUACAUCCAGCACAUUGGUUCAGCCCUGGCCAGCCUGAGCCCUUGCUCUAUUCCCCAGAGGCUGUACCGCCAGGCCCAGUCCCUGCUGCGCAGCCUGCUGCCCUGGUCCAACAUCGCCUCCAAGACCGGCAUACAGUACAGCAGAACCAUGUGACACACCAGGCAUGCAGUGCAGUAUGAUGUUUCACACUAGUCUUCCCCUGUGCACACAGGACCACCAUCACUCACUCUUAUCCCUGCAAAGACUAAGGGUUCAAACCCUGCCUCUCUUCCUACCCUGUUCAACCACCAACUAUGUAUUAUAGCUGUACAUUUCAUAUAUACUCUUAAUAUAAAUCCACACAUAUAUAUAUAUAUAUAUGUGUGUAAAAGCUGUCAGUAGUUGGCCCCUUUGCCCUUCUGUGUAGACUAAAAUGUCUACCAGGGUUUAAGUCAAUUCCAUUUCCACUCACCAAGCUAAAAUUGGAAAGAGCUGUUUGUCAAAAGUCUUAUUAUAAAAGUCUAAGUUAAAUGGGGAGCUUAUGUUUAUUCCAGUUUAUGCUCUGAAAUGAAAUGGAAUUGACCCCAACCCUGCAGUCUAUUUCAUGUCUGUAAUUUUGCUGCUAAUGUAGAGAACCAGAGUUUGGUUUGUCCAGAUUUUUAAUAUAGUUGAGAUUAGAUUUUUAUGUAUGCCUGUUUAUAAUAGAAUUUCAAAAAGAUAAUGGUAGGUGAUGUCCCAUUACUAGAUGAAUGCCCUGUGUGUAUGUGGGUGCAUGUGUGUUUGUGUGUGUGUGUGUGUGUUAUAAAGAUUGUGAGUGUGUAUGCACAUGAAAAGUAUGACUGUUUUUUAAAGGUGUCUCUAAACACUGGUCUGUGGUCAACCUGGUCUCCAGUCUAAUUGUGGGGCAGGUUAAAGUCUAAGGGGAUAGGCUGCUCCUGGAUCUGUGUUCUGUGGCAGCUUUCACCCCUUUCAUCCUCAACCAUCAUCCCUGUGAGAUUGUUUUAUAAUGCAACCCACAGCCUUGGUUCUGAUACAUGCCAUUAUUGUUUCUACAAUUCACAGCUCUGUGGAGUAAAUGUAAUGUUUCUGAAUGGAAUUGGGAAGUGUUCUUGGAAUAAUGAAUGUAAAAUUGAAGCAGUGAGGUAAAUGCCGGAAGGUCUCUUAGUCCGUCUCUCUUGUCAGUCCAUACUGUCUAUUCUGUGCCUGUUUGUGAAGACUUGCAGGGUGUUUGUCCCAGACCCAGUACCUACACACCUGAUCCAAAUGUUUAUACUGCUACAUUUGAUUGGUUAGUGGAAUCAAAUAAUCAAGGGCUUAAUGAUUGUGAAUAGGAAGGCCCACGAUCAGGUAUGGUAGGGCUGUGUCAGCGUAACAAUUUGAAUACCCUCCAUGUUACCAGAAUCCCAACUGAAGAACACUAAAUAACAAUAACUUCUGAACUAAUAAUAGUUCAGAAGGUGAUCAUGGAUUGAUUGGUUAUUGUAACUUAUGCAUCUGGUAGGAUUACUGUAGGUAAAGAGAAGUAUUCCUAUGGUUGUCUUAAGGUUGAGGGCAAAGUCUGCAAUGAGUGUGGUUUAGAAAACGCCCUAAUUUAAAUACAGCCAAAUAUGGGCCAACUGCUGUGCAUUAACUGGCAUUUAAAUGUGUCAUUUGAGAGGUACACAUUGUGUUCACUUGGAUGUAGGUAAUGUACAUGAAAAUACUAUGUAAUUUUCUCAGUGGGUCAUGAUAUGAGGGGAUUUUAAAGUAAUGUUUGUGAUUAUACCUUUUCAACUGUUUCCUUUACAUGAUUUUUUUUGUUUUCUAACUGCUGUCUUUUAGUAAGUAAGACGAAGUAAGACGAGGAUAGGACACUGCAUGAAACACCGGAUUUUCAGCCCUGUGAAAGCCUGACACCUUCACUAAAUACCAACAGUUACAGCUUGUGAAGUCCUGUGAAAGCCUGCCACCUUCACCAAAUCCAAACAGUUACAGUCUGUGAAGUCCGCGUUCGCCUGUGCCAUAAAUUGUCGAGAACGAAUCACUGGAGGUGGCAAAGGUGUGAAUCUAACUAUGAAGGCCGGAGUCUGUGUGUGUCUGUGACUCGAUUAUCUUGAGAACCGGGUAUCGUGUGAAAUUGAAUCCCGCCAGGUGUAUUGCUCUGGACCCAAGGACGAGCAGUGUCGACCUUGAAGUUGUUUGAAUGAGCAGUUCAUGACAAAUAAAUAUAACCAUGUUUGCCUCCAUGUUGAGCUCCAUUAAGCGAUGGAGCCAUGAAUCUUGUGAGAAACACAGAAAUGCAUUCACUGCCAACUGACACUAUUGCACCAAUGGGCACUGCUCUUGGGACUCUUAGAAUCUGAAAAGCAGUGAAAUCACCUGGAUAUAACUUGCC